Salvia hispanica is the source of this 810-nucleotide messenger RNA. Lineage: Eukaryota; Viridiplantae; Streptophyta; Magnoliopsida; Lamiales; Lamiaceae. The record is from RefSeq and is a predicted model, not a curated record.
AUGGCACAGCCUCUUCAGCUGGAUCCGAAUGGGAUCGUCGAUGAUGCAUACCCUGAAAAACCGUCCUUCCUCAAGCGUUUCAACAAGGAAAAAAACAUCGACAACAUUCGUAUACCUCCCGAAUUUGUCGCUGAGAAUGGAAACUCUCUCCCCUUCCGUUGUCGUUUGGUGCUACCUAACAAACGCUCUUGGGAAGUCGUUCUUUUGAACAUUGCUAGUGGAUGUCAUUUUCGAACGGGGUGGUCCGAUUUCGUCCGUGAUAAUAACUUAAGAGACGGUGACACAUUAGCAUUCACUCUUGUAAGUGAUGGAAUAUUUGAUGUCAAACGCUAUUUGGCAAGAAGUGGAUGUCCUCCAAGGCGUGACAUUGAAGUACCAGAUAGCGAGGAUGAAUACGAUGCGCCACACUCGCCGGAUAUUGACACAUCUGAAGACGACGAGCCAUCAGAUACUGAACCUGAAAUAAGCACAGGGUGCUCAAAGUCCAUGAGCGCGUUGGCCUUAGCCGAGUACGACCAUCCAACUUUCGUUGUUGUCCUCACUAAGUCAAGCAUCAAGAAGAGCUUGGAGAUCUCUGUCGAUUUCUGGAGGAAACAUAUACGAGCAUCGGCACUGGACGAACCCAUAUACUUCACUGCUGAAACUGGAGGAACAUGGUUGCUUGAGCUUGCGCACACUGAGCGAAAGAUUUGGGUGAAGAAAGGUUGGGGACGUUUCAAAAAUGACAAUCGGCUAGUUCCAGGAGUUCAAUGCACUUUUCAGCUUGUAGAUGUCAAAGAAAUCCACUUCUAUGUCCAUUUCGAUCACUAG